Messenger RNA from Triticum dicoccoides, 880 nucleotides. RefSeq lists its product as uncharacterized. The coding region runs from base 52 to 753 and encodes 233 amino acids. The transcript has a single exon. Gene Ontology annotation, biological process: root development; shoot system development. The record is from RefSeq and is a predicted model, not a curated record. NCBI's taxonomy places the organism in Eukaryota, Viridiplantae, Streptophyta, Magnoliopsida, Poales, Poaceae.
UCUAUUCUCCUCUCUUCAACCACAAUACAGAGAAAAACUUCAAGAUCAGAAAUGGCUUUCCACCUAAGAUCGAUAAGUUUGCCAUCAAGGCCUCAGGCCAACCAGACUGAAGUCGAGCAAGAGGUGCUGAGCCUAGAGGCGAGCAUAUCUUCCUCCACCACCACCAUCGGCACUAUGUGUGCCGGUCUGAGGAGGCUCGGAGACAUCUACAAUGCUGUUGAAGAGAUUAUUGGCCUGCCAAGCAACCAGGCUGGCAAGAUGUUGGAUUCAGAGAUGGAAGGCUCUCUUGAGCUGCUAGAUCUCUGCAGCACCAUGCAAGAGAUCUUCGUUGAGAUGAAGGCCAUCAUCCAAGAGCUACAGGUGGCUCUAAGAAAAGGAGAUGAUGCAACUGCUCAAGCCAAGAUCCAGUCUUAUGCUCGUUUGAUGAAGACGGCGAACAAACAUUUCAAGAAGAGCGCAAAGAAGGCUAAUGUUGUGUCUGAGGGUUGCAAGAUGGUCAUGUUAUUGACCAAGGCUAGAGAGAUUUCUGUGUCUCUGCUGGAGUCCACAGUCCAUCUCUUGUCAAAGGAAAUCGGAAUGCCAAAACAGUCUCUUGUCUCAAAGGCAUUUCACAAGAAGAAGACAGUUGUUUGCCAGGAGGAGCAAUUGCAGGAGUUAGAGUGUAGUAUUGGGGAUCUCGAGAAUGGGGUGGGACAUCUAUUCAGGAAAUUAGUCCAGAUCAGAGUUUCUCUCUUGAACAUUCUUAGCUCAUAGAUACUCCAAGUCACUCUACACCCUGUGAUUGGCAUCCGCCUUUUUGAGGAUUAGCCGGUCUUCAUACAAUUUUGCCAUAUGUAUACAGUACAAACGCACAGAAACUUAUAGAAAGAAAAAGUGAAGU